AUGGUAUUACAGAGCAUCAUGUAUGCUUCAGUAAAGCAGUAUAGUAUUACCCGGCAACUGGUUAUGGUGGGUGCAGUUAGUUGCCCCUUAAAAUCUCUUCCCACUGCCAAAGAAGACCAGAAUUAUGGCGAUGGUAAUUGUUCCAAGGCCACUAAUAGUUGUGUUGAUCUUGAUCUGGUUACAGACGCAGCAAAUUGGCUUAGGGGAGUGCUUGAUCUUACCAUCUUUGGCUUCGAUGUUGUUAUUCAGGAAGGCACUUGUGAUCAUGUCAUUGUGGAUGUAAAUUAUCUCCCGCCUUUUAAGGAAGUUCCUAAUGAUAUUGCAAUACCUGCCUUUUGGGAGGCUAUUAAGAAGAAAUUUGAAUUGAAAAGGUCAAAAUAA
Messenger RNA from Quercus lobata, 381 nucleotides. RefSeq names its product inositol 1,3,4-trisphosphate 5/6-kinase 4-like. Lineage: Eukaryota; Viridiplantae; Streptophyta; Magnoliopsida; Fagales; Fagaceae. The transcript has 3 exons. The coding region runs from base 1 to 381 and encodes 126 amino acids. The record is from RefSeq and is a predicted model, not a curated record. Gene Ontology annotation, molecular function: inositol-1,3,4-trisphosphate 6-kinase activity; ATP binding; inositol-1,3,4-trisphosphate 5-kinase activity. Gene Ontology annotation, cellular component: cytoplasm. Gene Ontology annotation, biological process: inositol trisphosphate metabolic process.